Messenger RNA from Chaetomium globosum CBS 148.51, 861 nucleotides. RefSeq lists its product as uncharacterized. The coding region runs from base 1 to 861 and encodes 286 amino acids. NCBI's taxonomy places the organism in Eukaryota, Fungi, Ascomycota, Sordariomycetes, Sordariales, Chaetomiaceae. The record is from RefSeq and is a predicted model, not a curated record. The transcript has 2 exons. Gene Ontology annotation, biological process: regulation of DNA-templated transcription. Gene Ontology annotation, molecular function: DNA-binding transcription factor activity; protein binding.
AUGCCAGGUUGGACAGACCUGAAGCUUGACAUUGUUGCAACCCUUCCCUGUGUAACACCCAGCAUGCAUUCCAACGCCAACCUUAGUAGCUAUGGCAAUUAUGCAAGGCUUUCGGAUCUGUCCGCCGUUGGGGGCGUCACAGGAGAGGCAACCCGGAUACUACUACAGGACGUGGAGAAACGGGAACGGAAGCGAGAGCAGAAUCGGAUAGCACAGAGGAACUACCGUCGAAAUCAAAAACAACGUAUCCAAGCUCUAGAAGCCGCACUCGGCCAGCUGGAACCCGCCGAUACUAUCCUAGCAUCGCCACCAACCUCGAAUGCGGCUGAAACAACUUUCGACCUCGCCCCGGUCAGCCCUCCCUCCUCGGCCCCCCAGAACCCUUCGCCAUGCGAUGACCAAUCACUGUGGGCAUUUGAUCCUUCCUGGAAAAGGACGCACCAGCAAACCAGCCCCGAGAUUCUCGGUGAACAAGGCCGGACGGCGCUUCAUCUCGCAGUGAACUCUGGGAAUGAGUCUAUAACCCGAUUGCUUCUCGAGCGCGGGGCAGACAUCGCGAAACAAGACCAUAACGGGUCGACGGCCUUGCAUCUUGCUUGCGAACGCGGUUCUGAGGUCCUUACGAGGCUACUAUUAGAGAAGUUGGCCGACCCUAAUGAAAGGGAUUUCCUGGGGCGCACCGCACUCUUCAAAGCAGUAGCAGGAAAGAACGAGGCGGUAGUCAAAGUACUGCUAGAGGCUUCCGCAGAUGUGAAUACCAAGGACUCGUUGGGUACCAUGGCCCUUCAUCUGGCAGUAGAAAGCGGGUCCGAGCCCCUGGUGCUUCUCCUACUACAACACGGGGCGGAUAUUAAUGCAUGA